Messenger RNA from Nothobranchius furzeri (turquoise killifish), 3763 nucleotides. Its product is annotated as cadherin-20. Gene Ontology annotation, molecular function: cadherin binding; calcium ion binding. NCBI's taxonomy places the organism in Eukaryota, Metazoa, Chordata, Actinopteri, Cyprinodontiformes, Nothobranchiidae. The record is from RefSeq and is a predicted model, not a curated record. Gene Ontology annotation, biological process: cell-cell adhesion mediated by cadherin; cell morphogenesis; cell-cell junction assembly. Gene Ontology annotation, cellular component: catenin complex; plasma membrane; adherens junction.
AUGCUUUUUAACUCAACUUUUCCUCCAUCACACUCGUGGUUUUAUUCAGUUUCAGACCUUUAAACGCACCAGUCCUUCUCCACCUCAUGCUUCUCAUUCCUCAAUCCCACGCUUGCCUGAUUUUCUAAGCCCCCUUCACCCCCACCCUGCUGUCAAUCCUCCUCCCCUCCCUCUACUUUCCCUACCUCUCUUCCGUCCGCUGCUGGAGGUGGGAGAUUGCCGGAUUACGCCGUAGCCCGGGGGAGGUCGUCCCACUGAUUGUAAAGAGACGGGCAAUAGGUCCUUUAGUCUGAUUGGGUCCCCAGCCUGGAUGAGACGGCCGCUGGAGGCAGCAUGAGAAGAUACAUAUUUAUGUUUAGGUGGAGAGGGGGAAAACUUUACAAAGAGGCACACGAGGGCGAGCGAGGACUCAAGGUGACUUCAGGAGAAGUGAUGCAGAAGUGGACAAGAGGAACAAAGUAAGGAAGGCAGACGGAAAAGCAGUUUUCUGGAGAGAAUAGACUCCGAGGAGGGUGAAGAGGACGAACACCUGCUGGACUCAGAAAGACGAGAAACUACUUCAGCUGCACUUUGUGUUUCACUAUGGGGGUCCGACUGCAUCUUCCAGCUAGCUUUCUCCCUCUGACCCUUGGCAUUUUGACCCUGCUGCCCCACAGCCUUCUGGGAAAAGCAGUGGAUGAAGGAAAUAGCCGAAACUCUGAGCUGCUGCAGAGAGUGAAACGAGGCUGGGUCUGGAACCAGUUCUUCGUCCUAGAGGAGUACACGGGCCUGGAACCGCUUUAUAUUGGAAAGCUGCACUCGGACAUGGACAAAGGCGACGGCUCCAUAAAGUACAUCCUGACGGGCGAGGGGGCCGGCAGCACCUUCACAAUUGACGACGGCACCGGGGACAUCCACGCCAUCCAGAGAUUAGACCGGGAAGUUAAAUCUCAGUACGUCCUGCGCGCCCAGGCCCGGAACCGGCUGACGGACAGGCCUUUGGAGCCAGAGUCCGAGUUCAUCGUCAAAAUCCAGGACAUCAACGACAAUGAGCCAAAGUUCCUAGAUGGUCCCUACCAGGCCUCUGUGCCGGAAAUGUCGAAAAUAGGAACAUCGGUGAUCCAGGUGACCGCGACUGAUGCCGACGACCCAACGUAUGGCAACAGCGCUCGAGUGGUUUACAGCAUCCUGGAGGGGCAGCCGUACUUCUCCGUGGACGCCAAGACGGGUGUGGUCCGCGUGUCCCUGGCAGACAUGGACCGGGAGACCAGGGAGAACUACACCGUGGUCAUCCAGGCCAAGGACAUGGGCGGACAGCUGGGCGGGCUCGCCGGCACGACCACGGUCAACAUCACGCUCAGCGACGUCAACGACAACCCGCCAGUGUUUGACCAGAGGCUCUAUCAGAUGAGCGUUCCCGAGUCAGCUCCCGUGGGAUCCGUGGUGGGUCGGAUCUGGGCCAGGGACAGGGACAUCGGGGUCAACGCUGAGAUGAAAUACAGCAUCAUCGAUGGAGAUGGGAGGGACACGUUCGACAUCAGCACCGACCCCACCAACCUCUUCGGCAUCAUCACAGUGAAAAAGCCGUUGAACUUUGAGAGCAAACCCAGCUACACCCUGAAGGUGGAGGGAACCAACACCCACCUGGACCCGUCCUUCCGCCAUCGGGGGAACUUUAAGGACGUCACCAUCGUGCAUGUGAGCGUGGAGGACGUGGACGAGCCCCCGCUGUUUGACCAACCGGCGUACUACGUCGAGCUUCCGGAGGACGCCGAGAUCGGGACGGUGGUGAAGACGGUGUCGGCCCGCGACCCGGAUUCUGCCAACAACACUGUGAGGUACUCCAUCGAGCGGUCCAGCGACCCGGAGAAGUUCUUCUACAUUGAAAUCACUUCCGGUUCGCUGAUGACGGUGCGCUUGCUGGACCGGGAGGAGAUUGGUUGGCACAACAUCACGGUCCUCGCCAUGGAGAUGAAUAAUCCCACGCAGAUCUCCAGCGUGACGGUGGCGGUGAAAGUCCUGGAUGUGAACGACAACCCUCCAUCGCUGGCCCAUUACAUGGACACCUACGUGUGUGAGAACGCCAAAGCUGGACAGCUGAUCCAGACCGUGACGGCGGUGGACCCCGAUGACCCCCUGGGGGGACAACACUUCUACUACAGCUUGGCUCCAGAAGCCGCCAACAACCCAAACUUCACUCUGAGGGACAACCAAGACAACACCGCCUGGAUCCUGACCCGGCGCGGCGGCUGGUCCCAGCAGGACCAGACCGUCUUCUAUCUGCCCGUCUUCGUGUCCGACGGCGAGCAGCCGGUCCAGACCAGCACCAGCACGCUGACCGUGCGCCUGUGCAGCUGCGACCACGAGGGCAACGUCAUGACGUGCAACGCCGAAGCCUACAGCCUGCCAGCCAGCCUCAGCAAGGGGGCGCUCAUCGCCAUCUUGGCCUGUAUCUUCGUCCUGCUGGUGAUGAUUCUGCUCAUGCUUUCCCUCCGGAGUCACCGCAAAAAGCCGUACCUGUGUGACGAGGAGGAGAACGUGCACGAGAACAUUGUACGCUACGAUGAUGAAGGCGGGGGCGAGGAGGACACCGAGGCCUUCGACAUCGCCGCCAUGUGGAACCCCCGGGAGGUGCACCACCCGCUGGGUAAAGUGAGACAGGACAUGCUGCCGGAGAUCGAGAGCCUGUCCCGUUACGUUCCUCAGGUGUGCGUGGUGGGAGGCGGCGGCGACAGCAACGUUCACGGGUACGUCCUGGCCAAGCUUCUGGAGGCUGACAUGGACCCAUGCGCCCCGCCGUAUGAUUCCCUGCAGACCUACGCCUACGAAGGGGAAGGAUCGGUGGCGGAGUCACUCAGCUCGCUCCAAUCGGGAGCGUCGAACACAGACCACGAGUACGACUAUCUGAACGACUGGGGCCCGCGCUUUAAGAAGCUCGCCGAAAUGUACGGUGUGCUCGAGACAAACAGUCCUCCAAUGUGGUAGAAAAACUUUUUUUUUUUUCAUCAGACGCGUGGGAAGGUGAGGACGAAGCUAGGAUGUGCUCAGCUCCGAGGCCCUGGUGGCCCCAGCAGCAGCGUGAGCCGGAUUUAAAUCUCCCCGGAGAGCCAGGCAGGACUUCAGAGCCUCGUGGUGGAAGAACGGCUUCAAAGCACACGUUUAGCUCCGCCCCUCCAGCCACAGCAGCCACCGGCACAUGGUGGAGCUGAAACCUUGAGCAGGAGGGUCAGGGGGCGUGCUGAAUUUAUUUCUGUUAUUUACACCAGCUCUGUAUUUUGUUGUAACAUACAUGACGUAGCCGUGUGUGGGCGGAGCUGUCGGUGCUGAGCAAGCCCACGUGGCUCUUUAGCGUGUUUAAUGUGAAGUUUUGUCAUUUUCAGCCGUUUGUCUCGAUGUUUCUGUUUGAGGGAGGAGCGCAGGACUUUACCCAGGGUGCACCUGGGACCGAGCACACGACGAGUCGCCUUCUUUCGUUGUUCCCAAUUCCACCGCCGUGCCAGCCGGACUCCGACGUUUGUGCGUCCACACAAAUGUGGCUCGAUCCUCCGAUCCUGAGGACUACAGAGACGCAGACGAUCUGCAUCAAGUGCCAAACGUAAAAGGGACACAGACGUUUCAGAAAGUAAAGAAAACAGAAGCUGGCCACGCUCACCAACAGAAGACUCACCCCAGCAGCUUCUGAUGACUGAGUGAACCGUCGUGUUCGGCCGCACCGCUCGUAGCGGCGUGUGAAUGUAGAUACUUUUUGUAUUCUUGUUAAUAAAACUUAAAAAAAUCAAACAAA